Molecule: messenger RNA, 706 nt
Organism: Biomphalaria glabrata
Lineage: Eukaryota; Metazoa; Mollusca; Gastropoda; Planorbidae
Exons: 5
Coding region: 194-619 (141 amino acids)
Source: RefSeq, a predicted model, not a curated record
CAGACGGUAGGUGUGAAGGGGAGGGGUGUGUAGAUCAGCAAUAAAUUGCUCAUAAAAAGAGUUUUUAACUAUUAUUAAGCCGUAAUUCAAAUCGAGGUUAUUAACUGCUACACACGUUCGUAUUCUUUCGUCGCUUAAUGGUUUCUUUGUGAAUGCGAGGACAUAAACAUCAGACUCUACAUCGAACUAAACAAUGGGCAAGAUGGUAGCAGCAGAAGUCAUUUGUUUGCUGUUACAACUUUUGGUGAUUGGAUUUCUCAGUGCAGACGAGGAAUGCAACUUCGCCCGAGCCAGCCAACUCGAAGGCAAUGACAAGAAGAUAUUCUAUAACAUACCCAUGUAUUGUAGUGCUGGGAAAAUUAGCUGGCACUAUCCUCAGGGCUUCUUGUACAUCAAGUUGUUCAUUCCUAACGACCACUUCACUAUUUGCCUCUUCAAACGUAAUGGACUCAUCGAUUUCCCAGUGUAUGACUACUCCAGUGGCACAAGGAGAAAACUAAACACAUCAGUACAGCAUGUGUGUACUAGAUCAGUGGAUGGAUUGAUAGAGGUCCAUGUUGAAGCCCAUGCACACAUCGUGUACAUGACAACAUUUAACUAUACAGUCAACGCAGCGUAGAAUGAAGUACAACAGUCAGCUGAUAACUCAAACAUGUUGGGCUAAUUGUAUUUGAUUUUUCUUGAAUUAAAAGCUGUUUUUUUUUAA